This is a messenger RNA of Saccostrea echinata, 996 nucleotides long. Its product is annotated as coiled-coil domain-containing protein 25-like. Lineage: Eukaryota; Metazoa; Mollusca; Bivalvia; Ostreida; Ostreidae. The coding region runs from base 48 to 674 and encodes 208 amino acids. The record is from RefSeq and is a predicted model, not a curated record. The transcript has 9 exons.
UUCCGCCGAAAAAAGCAAACGAUCUACGACGAAAGUAGGCCUAAAUCAUGGUAUUUUAUUUCACAAGUACCGUUGUAUCCCCAGCAUACACCAUAUAUAUGGGGGAAGAUAAGCAUGAGAAUGAAGAUCUUAUAAGAUGGGGUUUUCCCGAAGACGUAUGGUUCCAUGUUGAUAAAGUGUCCUCAGCACAUGUGUAUUUAAGGUUACAUCCAAAUGAAACAUUAGAUGAUAUUCCACAGUCUGUGAUAGAUGACUGCGCACAACUUGUAAAGGCAAACAGUAUCUCAGGUAACAAAAUGAAUAACAUAGAGGUUGUGUAUACAAUGUGGGCAAAUCUCAAGAAAACUAAUGGCAUGGAUGUUGGACAGGUGGGAUUCUUCAAGGAUAAAGAGGUCAGAAAAGUUAAAGUAGAAAAAAGAAUAAAUGAGAUCGUCAACAGGUUAAACAAGACUAAAACUGAAGAUCAUCCAGAUUUCCGUAAGCUAAGGGAAGACAGAGAUCGAGAAGAAAGGGAAGAUCAGAAAAAGAAGAUGGCAGAUCAGAAGAAGAGAGAAAAAGAAGCAGAAGAACAAAAAAGAAAAGAUGCUGAAAUCAGAUCAUAUGCAAAUUUGAUGAGACCAGAAAAUAUGACCUCAAAUCAAGACAAUGGUAAUGACUCGGAUGAUUUUAUGUGAACUGAGAAUUGACACACCAAAUGUCUUUCAGCAUCAGCUACAGGCAAACAACCUACAUCAGUUAUUACUUUAAGUAUCAGAAAGAAUAAGAUCCAAUUUUGUCACCAAGAAGUGAUGGAAAAUUGUCCGAUUUUCACUUUUCAAGCUCAGUUUGCAAUGUUUCAAAAUCCAUUUCACAGCUUUCUGAACCAUGUAAUACUUUGGGGCAUAAUUAUAAUUUUUUGGGGUUUGUACUCAGACCAACAUUUUUCAAAGUGAGAAGCUAGAUAGAUAGUUUUUUUUUUUAAUUAUUUAACACAUUGGCCUUCAGAUGGCUUUGAUC